This is a messenger RNA of Thamnophis sirtalis, 1310 nucleotides long. It is a transcript of the gene GNG13, whose product is annotated as G protein subunit gamma 13. Gene Ontology annotation, molecular function: G-protein beta-subunit binding. Gene Ontology annotation, cellular component: heterotrimeric G-protein complex. Lineage: Eukaryota; Metazoa; Chordata; Lepidosauria; Squamata; Natricidae. Gene Ontology annotation, biological process: phospholipase C-activating G protein-coupled receptor signaling pathway; sensory perception of taste. The record is from RefSeq and is a predicted model, not a curated record.
CAACUUUUAUUUGGCCUUAAGGAGCUGCUCUUUCUUCAAGAGAGGCGUCUCUCCUCCUUCCUUGAUCAAAAAAUUGACAGAGGCCAGGCUCCAUGGAUGAGUGGGAUCCCCCCCAGUGGAAAAAGGAAAUUGAAAGCCUUAAGUAUCAGUUGGCUUACAAGCGGGAGGUGUCAUCAAAAACAAUUCCUGAAUUCCUUAAAUGGAUUGAGGAUGGGAUCCCAGAAGAUCCAUUUCUGAACCCAGAACGCAUGAAAAACAACCCCUGGGUGGAAAGAGGAAAAUGUACAAUCCUCUAGUCCAUAUUCUUAGCCCAGCACCAUCCCUGAUUGACAAAUGCUUUCCUUUGGAUAUGCUCCAAAUUUGCAUAAACAGAAGGCUCCAAAGUUAUUUGCUUGCCACUCUUGCUAAAUUCUCAUUCCUAGUCCUUUGUUAGUGCUGGGGCCUUAUGUAAGGACUGUGUUACAGGCUUCCCAAUUAUUGGUCUCUGGGGCACUCUUGGGGUGGGUGUGGCUUAAGUGGAGAUCCAGCUUUGUGCACAAGGGGCUCUGAAGGUGGGCUUUCCCACAGCUGUUCCCUCUGAAAGUCUGAUGGCACUGUGUUUGCAAUGUCUCCCAGAUCCUGGCUGUGGGUUUGCUUCCAAGGGGUUGUCCUGCAGAAAGCCGGAUUAUCCUCACGGGGAAAGAGUGGCCUGGCCAUCUGUUGUGUGGUGGGAGAGAACCAGGAUGAACAUGGCUUAUCCUCAUUGGCACAGAAUGAUGGGAGCCUCCAAUGCCACAUUGCAGUAUGUUUAUUUUAAACCUGUCAGUUCAUGAUUUGGAAACCACUGGGAGGGAUAAAUUUGUAUGGAGGAGACUUCCUAUUUUGAAUCACUUAACUAAAAGAAUGGAAAUUAAUUGUAACCAGAAAGAGUGAAGCAGAAUCAAAGUCCUUCUUAAGAACCCCACCAAUUGCUCUUUCUUGUAACUCUAAUUUUGUUUGCUGUCUUCUUUCUUUCUUUCUUUCUUUCUUUCUUUUUUUUAGAUAUAAACAUACAUUUUAUAAGCAUUUUCAUUUUUUUUGUAUUUUAGGAAACAGUUUUGCAGUAAAAAACUGCAUGAGUGUAAUAAGUUUGUAAAUGAAAUAAAGCAAUACUAAGCAUGUCUUUAUUUACUCCAAAAUAGGAUUUUAUACCAAAAAAUACAUUAAAAAGUUCUCCUUUUGCCUGAUUUUUUAUGCCCUUAUUUUAUUUUUUAUUUUUUUAAAUGUUAGAACAAAUCUUUAAUAUAAAUGUUUCUCCGAACUGCAUUGGAAACACCUUCAUUAAACCGGAA